Molecule: messenger RNA, 1775 nt
Organism: Gavialis gangeticus (Gharial)
Lineage: Eukaryota; Metazoa; Chordata; Crocodylia; Gavialidae
Gene: DNAJC25
Product: DnaJ heat shock protein family (Hsp40) member C25
Exons: 4
Coding region: 27-1025 (332 amino acids)
Biological process (GO): protein folding
Cellular component (GO): endoplasmic reticulum membrane
Source: RefSeq, a predicted model, not a curated record
GCGGCGCAUGGCUGCAGGCGGGCGCCAUGGCGGCGUAUGCCGCGCGGGUCCUGGCGCUGCUGCUGGCCGUGGCGCUGGUGGAGGGCCUGUACUGCGGGCUGCACGUGUGCUACGAUGUGCUGGGCGUGAGCCGCGAGGCUAGCAAGGCGGAGAUCGCGCGCGCCUACAGGCAGCUGGCCCGGCGCUACCACCCCGACCGCCAGCACGGCAAUGCCCAGGACCCGGACACGGCGCAUGAGACCUUCCUGCUCAUCGCCACAGCCUACGAGACCCUCAAGGAUGAAGAAACACGUAAGGAUUAUGACUACAUGUUGGAUCACCCUGAAGAGUAUUACCGCCAUUAUUAUCAUUACUAUAGCAGGAGGCUGGCACCUAAAGUGGACGUCAGAAUAGUAAUUCUGCUUACAGUAUGUGCUAUCUCUGUGUUUCAGUUCUUCAGCUGGUGGAGUAGCUACAAUGAGGCUAUCAACUAUUUAGCCACAGUGCCAAAAUAUCGCAUCCAAGCUACUGAGAUUGCAAGGCAACAAGGCCUACUCAACAGAGCUAAGGAAAAGGGCAAAAAUAGGCGGUCUAAAGAAGAAACUCGCAAGGAAGAGGAGGACAUCAUCAAAAACAUCAUAAAAAAUAAAAUAGAUAUAAAAGGCGGCUACCAAAAACCUAAAGUAUACAACAUUCUCCUAUUCCAAAUCCUCUUGGCUCCUUUUUACGUGUGCAAAUAUGUAAUCUGGUAUUGCUGGUGGAUUUAUUGUUUCAAUAUUAAAGGUCAAGAAUAUGGAGAGGAAGAAAAACUAUACAUAAUACGUAGAUACAUGAAAAUGUCCCAGUCUCAGUUUGACAGUUUAGAAGAUGAGCAGAAAAAGACUUUUCUUGAACGGCACCUGUGGAUGAGAGAGAACUAUGAGGUCUACAAACAAGAGCAAGAGGAAGAACUAAAAAAGAAGAUGGCCAUGGACCCACGAUGGAAGAGAUAUCGGAGGUGGAUGAGGAAUGAAGGACCUGGAAGAUUAACGUUUAUUGAUGAGUGAAGGCUGCUAACCAAUACAUGCAAUGUUGAAGCUGACUUGCAAGACUUUCAUAACUACAUUUUCAGAGUUUGAUCUGCUCUGCCUCAGCAGUGAUCUAAAACUCAGGAAUAUUUCAUCAGGCAGAAAAGUAGUACAGGUUUACCAUUUUUAUAAAUAAAAACAAAUCAAUUGCACAGAACUAGUUCAGUGUAUAUAUCCCACUUUUUCUUUAGCAACUUUCACAUUAAUCACCAGCCCAACCAGACCCUAUGCCCUCAAAAUAUCUUCCAUGAAGUCGCCUUUGUUGUGUUUUUAUUGUUUGGUUCCCACUUAUAAAAUCACAAGGCUUUGCAUUUGGUCCAUAGGGAUGUGUAAAUGCUAACAUAAAUGCUGUGAAGAAGGAUAAUUUUUAAUUUAACUCUCCUUCUCAGUCCAAAAGCUUCCCAAAUGAAUAAUCUUGCCUAAUAACAUUUUUGAGGCAGUUAGCCCAACGGCCUUACACUUGAGUGUUACUGUACUUUGUCCAGUUGGGAAUGUGGACUUCUUCAGUCAUUCUGAUAAGUAGUGCAUAACUGUUCCUCAGUGUUAAACUAAUGGGCCUUAUUUUUUCUUUGUUCUACAGAGUGAGUGAUGCAUUAAGAUGAUUAUAUUAGAAUCUGAUGUUUGGUUUUUAAUCUUUGUAAAAUGAACUGCACUACUUGUUUGGAACAGGUGUACUGGUGAAUAUGUUGUUGCUAUUAAGGCUAUAAACAGAUAUCACCUUUGUCCCAG